Molecule: messenger RNA, 2778 nt
Organism: Ilyonectria robusta
Lineage: Eukaryota; Fungi; Ascomycota; Sordariomycetes; Hypocreales; Nectriaceae
Exons: 2
Coding region: 1-2778 (925 amino acids)
Source: RefSeq, a predicted model, not a curated record
AUGGCCGAGCUGGCCGCGAUCGGCCUCGCAAGCAAUAUCCUUCAAUUCCUAGAACUUGGAAUAAAACUCUAUUCCAAGGGCCGGGCAAAGUACCAGUCGGUUUCAGGAAUUAGUGAAGAGGACGAGGAGCUCAUUACAGACACACAGCGCGUUCGGUCUCUAGCGCGCCUCAUACACGAAGGGAAUUCCAUUCCAGACAAGCAGCUCAUUGAGGUUCAUUUGUACGAAAUCGCCAGGUCUUGUGAUGUUGUCGCCACCGCUCUCAUCGACACUCUUGACGAACUAGGCGUCGGAACGGGGCGCAACCGUCGAUGGGAAAGUUUCCGCAAAGCACUCCGUCAAGAGUUCAAGAAAACAGAGAUUGAGAAAAGGGAAGGACGACUGAGAAAUUUGAGGGAAAAUCUCAUUCUUCAUCUUGUCACCACUUCUAGCAACCGACAAUCUGUCACCCUGACAGUGGUGCAGAAUCUUAAAAGCCAGAAUGAAAAAUUGGAGGCCAAAACCAUGACCAAGCUAGAGUCUAUCCAAUCGCUAUUGCAAAAUACUCAGGCAUCCGAUGCAAACAGAUCUGUCGAGAUCAUCUCACACCUUGAUCAGUUGGCAGCCGAAGUACGCAGCGUCCAGAGACAACAAAAGAUUCUGUCAAGUCUGCUAUUCUCGAAGAUCAAACAGAGGCACAUCGCUAUUCAAGAGCAUCACAAAGCUACGUUCCAUUGGAUCUUUACUGCCAACAAGACACGGUUCUGCGAGUGGUUGGAACACGGCGAUGGCUUCUUCUGGAUUAGUGGAAAAGCUGGAAGCGGCAAAUCAACUCUCAUGAAAUUCCUUGCCACUCACAACGACACUCAGGCUAAACUUCAAACCUGGGGUGGGCCACGGCGGGUUGUCAUGGCUAGUCAUUUUUUCUGGAGCGCUGGAAACGCAAUGCAAAAGUCACUCACAGGACUCUUGCAAACCCUGCUCUAUCAGGUUCUAAAAGAGUGCCCCGAACUGAUUGAAGUCGUCUGUGAUUCUCGCUGGAAAACCUUUGAGUCUACACAUUCCGACCCUUGGGACGAUGCGGAACUGCUUUCGGCCUUCAACGAACUUUCCCAUCAGAAUCUGUCUUCGCUCAAGUUUUGCUUCUUCAUUGAUGGGCUCGAUGAGUAUACCGCAGGGGCGAAGCGCUACCAUGGCACGUUCAGCGAGCUGAUCGAAGUCUUGAAAGCAAUCAGUUCUUCUGACUCGAUCAAGAUUUGUAUAUCUAGUCGGCCCUGGAAUGCCUUUAACGAUUCGUUUGGCCAGGGAAACUGGAAUCUUCAGCUCGAAAGUGUUACCAAAGAGGAUAUCAGACGAUACGUGCAAGAUGAACUAACUAGCGACCCACACUUUCAACAUCUGGCACUGAGGGACAGUCGAUGUACUCAAAUUCCAGACACCAUCGUCACACGAGCUCAAGGAGUGUUUCUUUGGGUCUAUCUCGUUGUUCUCUCGCUCAAAAGGGGUCUCUCUGAUGAGGACAACUACUCGGAUCUUCAGCAAAGGCUGAACCAGCUCCCAGACGACCUUGAGGAAUACUUCAGACACAUGCUGCAAUCCAUCGAAACAGUAUACUGGGAUCAAACCACGAGGAUCUUCAGAGUCGCCAUCGAAGCUGAGCAAUCUCUACCCCUUCUCGGCUUCGAAUUCUUGGAACAGGAAAUGGUCGAUCCUGGAUACGCGAUCAGAAUGGAGACGCGACCGCUAUCAGCAAAAGCGAUCGCGAUCAUUUGGCAGAGAUUGAAGAAACGUCUCAAUGCUCGUUGUCGGGACUUGCUAUAUGUCCAUGAUGAAGCCGGGGAAGUGGGGCUACUCAGUUUCCAAGUCGACUUUUUGCAUCGAACCGUCAGGGAUUUCUUCCUGGAUACCAACGUCAUCGACGAAAUUUUCAGGCAAAGACCUACUCGCCAAUUCAAUCCACAUUUGUCUCUCUGCAAGAUGAUGCUAGCACUAAGCAAGACUCUUGAUGUCAACAACACCCAUUCUGAAGUCUUCAACCACAUAUUCAUUCUUGCGGACAGCUUAAUGUAUUAUGCUUGGCAAAUCGAGAAGAACUGCCUACAGUCUUCACAGGAUGGAGAGAAUCAACAAGAUCAAUCUCGCCCUACCGAAGCUUUCAACAUCCUAGAUGAGCUAGACAGGUCGAACUCGGAACUGUUGAAGCAGUUCGGCUUCCACUGGACGAAUUUGAAGGAUUCACCAAAAGGAAUGUUCCAAGAGUAUGGAAAAAAGACAUUCCUUGCCAGCGCCAUACAAAGCAGGUUGUUCAUGUAUGUCGAAGAGCGGCUUCGUCAAAAUUUGACACAGCUCCGACAAAAGCGCGGCCGCCCUCUACUUGAUUACGCACUUCGCCCGACUAUGGUUACCCCACUGAGAGUUCUCAGUCUAGAAGAAGGCCCCGAAUUACGCAUUGUGAAACUGCUGUUGGAUUUCAAGGCAGACCCGAAUCACAGUGUCUAUGUCUAUGACGGGAAGACUGCCUGGGAGCUCUUCUUGGAGGCUUGUUUCCAACAUGCGGGAAGUGGACUUGACAUUGAUAACAAUAUCGAGGACAUCGGGGCAACCAUUCAGCUGAUGAUAUCACAUGGGGCAAAGACGCCCUGCUCUCUUAAGCUUGAUGACGGUACAGUUGUCGACAUUACGGAUAUCGUAGACAGACUCGGCUUGUCAACAUAUCAGACGGGACAAAUCAAACAGCUCAUCGAGAAGAAUGGAAGUAAACAAUCUGUACUUUCGUGGAUCACUUCAUGGGUUUCUUAG